Molecule: messenger RNA, 886 nt
Organism: Cercospora beticola
Lineage: Eukaryota; Fungi; Ascomycota; Dothideomycetes; Mycosphaerellales; Mycosphaerellaceae
Product: SDR family NAD(P)-dependent oxidoreductase
Source: RefSeq, a predicted model, not a curated record
CAGUUUUUCCACUACAGCCAACUCAUUCAGCAUCUCAUCUUUCACUUCGAACAGCAUAUCAGGUUAUAACUUGAUCGACAGACAAAUUCACUGACAAGACAAAGCACGAGAGACUACAUUGGGAACUGGAGUCAUGGCUGAUCAACGCCUCAAAGACAGAAUUGCCGUCAUCACUGGAGCUUCUUCUGGCCUUGGCAAAGCGACAGCAUUCAAGUUUGCCGCAGCAGGAGCACGCAUAGUCUGCGCCGACCUCAAAUCUGUCAGUGUCGAGGAUGAGCUCAAUUCUAAGCAUGGUCCGAACACUGCCAUCUUCGUUGCCUGCGAUGUCACCAAAGAAGAUCAAAUCCAGAAUCUCAUCCAAGAAGCAGUAAAGUUCGGUGGCCGACUUGAUGCCAUCCUCAACUACGCAGGCAUUGCCCUCGAGACCAAGUAUGAAGUGUGCAGAGUCGACACCUUUACCACGGAAGACUUUGAUCUCGAAAUGGCAAUCAAUUGCAGAGGCGUGUGGCUGUGCUGCAAGUAUGCAAUCCAGCAGAUGCUCAAACAAGAGCCUCGGGCACCAAACGCUCGUGGCGACAAGACACGAGGAUGGAUUGUGAACGCUGCAAGCAUUAUGGGAACUGUCACGACUCCAGGCACGCCAGCAUAUGCACCUUCAAAAUGGGCUGUCGUGGGAAUGACGAAGCAAAUGGGUGCCGAAUAUGCGAAGGAUCGUAUCCACGUGAAUGCCUUGUGUCCUGGAUACAUCCACACUCCCAUGAUCGCUCCAGUCACGGCUAACGAACAGGGCCUUGCGUACCUCUCCGCGAGGCAUCCUUGGGGUGAACUGGGAAGACCAGAAGACAUUGCAGAUGCAGCAUUGUUCCUGUGCAGUGACGAAAGGUAA